AUGCCCACGGCCUGCAUCGCCUCCAUCCUCCACCACUACCAUCCAGUUGGCCCCUCCUCGGCGAUAUCGCUCUCCUGCAUUUCCGUCCAUCCAGCUCCGCUUCUGCCCUUUCAGCUCUUCUUCCGCGUGCUGCUACGAUUUGGAAAGACUCCUCCUCCAUCGGCCGCUAAACCCCACCUUCCACUUUAUUGGGUUUUGCAAUACGCCAACUUACUUUGGACUUUCAUCGCCCGGAUCUUGAACCAUCCCACGUUCUUCUUGCACGACGCAAGCUCGCAUCUCGCUCAUAUCGUCGAAGAAGCAAACUCGCCUCUGAACCAAGACGGAACCGCCGAUCGCCUCACCCAUAAGCUUGUCUCGAGGAAACCGUCAUCUGCUCGCGGCGAUCACGUUCACUCGGCGCAUCCAUCCACACGCUCCCCGUCGCAUAUACAUCCUUCGUCUUCCAUCAUGGGUCUGCUCGAUCACGUCGGCAGCGCCGUCUCGGGUGCCAAGUCGCACAUCAAGCCUAGCAAGGAAGACCGCCCACCCGAGGGCGCCUCCGCCGACGACACCGAGGAGCUCGACGAGGAGUCCGGCAACAUCCUCAUGUCGCUCAUCGGCCAGCUCCGCAUAGGCAUGGACCUCUCCAAAGUGACGCUCCCCACGUUUGUGCUCGAGCCCCGCUCCAUGCUCGAGCGCAUCACCGACUUCAUGUCGCAUCCCGACCUCAUCUUUGGCGCCGGAAAGCUCGACUCGCCCGAAGAGCGCUUCCUCCAGGUGACGCGCUACUACCUCUCCGGCUGGCACAUCAAGCCCAAGGGCGUCAAGAAGCCGUACAACCCCAUCCUCGGCGAGUUCUUCCGCUGCACCUACAACUACACCGACGGCACCAAGGGCUACUACAUUGCCGAGCAGGUCUCGCACCAUCCGCCCAUCAGCGCCUACUACUACGUGUCGCCCGAGAACAACCUGCUCUUCUACGGCGAGCUCAAGCCCAAGUCCAAGUUCCUCGGCAACUCGGCCGCCACCAUCAUGGGCGGCGAGAAUCGCGUGGUGCUGCUCGACCGCCAGGAGGACGGCGAGUACGCCAUCUCGAUGCCCAACAUGUAUGCGCGCGGCAUCCUCUUUGGCCGCAUGGUGCUCGAGCUCGGCGACACGAGCAAGAUCCGCAACGACGCCAACGACCUCAGCUGCGACGUCGAGUUCAAGACCAAGGGCUACUUCACCGGCACCUACAACGCCAUCGGCGGCAAGGUCACCAAGGGCCACAAGGCGGUCGGCGAGAUCACGGGCAAGUGGAGCGACUCGAUGGACUACAAGGACUCGAGCUCGGGCAAGGUGGAGGAGCUGUUUGAUGCGCACAAGGCGACCAUCGUGCAGAAGGAGGUGAUCCCCGAGGACCAGCAGGAGGCCAACGAGUCGCGCAGGUUGUGGAGCAAGGUCACCGAGGGCAUCAAGGAGAAGAACCUCGACAAGGCCACCGAGAGCAAGAGCGCCAUCGAGGAGAAGCAGCGUGCGCUCGCCAAGGAGCGCGAGGAGUCGGGCGCCACCUGGUCGCCGCGCUUCUUUGUGCAGAAGGGCGAAAAGUACUACCCCAAGAUGGACGCACUUCCCUCGGACGACUACCGCCCUCCCGUCGUGGUCGACUACUUUGCCAAGUCGGCGUAG
Molecule: messenger RNA, 1650 nt
Organism: Moesziomyces antarcticus
Lineage: Eukaryota; Fungi; Basidiomycota; Ustilaginomycetes; Ustilaginales; Ustilaginaceae
Product: oxysterol-binding protein
Exons: 2
Coding region: 1-1650 (549 amino acids)
Cellular component (GO): membrane; cytosol; cortical endoplasmic reticulum
Molecular function (GO): sterol binding
Source: RefSeq, a predicted model, not a curated record